This is a messenger RNA of Centrocercus urophasianus (Greater sage-grouse), 4701 nucleotides long. RefSeq names its product sperm-associated antigen 4 protein-like. Gene Ontology annotation, molecular function: protein-membrane adaptor activity. The transcript is spliced from 3 exons. Gene Ontology annotation, cellular component: meiotic nuclear membrane microtubule tethering complex; nuclear envelope. Gene Ontology annotation, biological process: nuclear envelope organization. NCBI's taxonomy places the organism in Eukaryota, Metazoa, Chordata, Aves, Galliformes, Phasianidae. The record is from RefSeq and is a predicted model, not a curated record.
ACUGGCAAAUGAAACCCCAUCAGUAACACUGUAGACAGGACCUGAAAUAUUCAAUCCAGCAACUGUUUGGUGUGCACAUACCACAGAGGGCGUUGCUUUCUGCCAGCUGGAUGCAGCUGCUGGCUGAACUGGCCAAGACAGAGCCUGCAGCUGCAUGCCUUCCCAGAUGCACAUCCACACUGAGAAUGGAAGUCCUCCUUCUCUGUGUACCCCAUUCCACCACAACGAGGAAAGAUAACUAUUCUGGCACCUGAAAUGCUUCUGUUCCUCCAGCCUGGGCACUGCAGUCACAGCUCUGCAAGGAGUCACAUCUGCAACAGAAGGACUUUCCCCAAAGCAGAGGGAAAACAGGGUGAUUCAGGAAGAGAGGAAAAAAGGAGUCGUUUUCUAACUCUUGAUGCAACUGAACAUGGUGUGUGCCCGACAUGAGGGGGCACUCAGCAAUUAAAAUGAUUUUGCAGAGGGAAAGGAGAGAGGGAAAACCUUCCUCUCAACGCUGCAAGGCCCUGAGGAGAUGAGAAAAUCAGACAAAACUGCAAAACAGAGAACAGCUUUUCAGGGGACCCUAAAGGGAAUGGGGAGACAUAUGAUAGAUGCAAUGGGACAGGACUUAACUGGAUGCAAUUUAAAAACAAAUCAUCCCAGCUCUUGCUUGGGCUGUUGCCCUUUGUCACUGGGCAUCCUGGGCACCCCAGACCUCCCAGCUGCUGGCUUUCCACCACGCAUCCUCCCUUGAAGCCAAGCACGCCUUUCCCAGCAGCAAGCAGCAGGCUGGAAUGAACACCAAAAACAAAACCUUUCCCUGCUCUUCUUUCACACGUUGUCUUUUAGUUUCAGAAAAUAGGGCCAGACCUCAGUGAAAUGAAAGCUCUGGGAAAAAACAGCUGCUUUAUUCUCCUCCUCUGCUUUCCUGGUCUACACCCCACAGGAAGGUCGUUUGCCAAGCAUGGGAUGCAAUUAUCAGGUGUAUGAGGGGCAGAGCUCAUUUUCAAAGGCUUGUUUCUUUCACAUUACUUCCCUGACGUCUGAUACCAUCAUAUAAUCAUAGAAUCAUAUAAAAGACCUGGGCUGAAAAGGACCACAGUGAUCAUCUAGUAUCAACCCCCCUGCUAGGUGUACGGUCACCAACCAGGCUACCACUAGUCCAGGCUGCCCAGAGCCACAUCCAGCCUGGCCUUGAAUGCUUCUGGAGACUGGGCAUCCACAACCUCCUUGGGCAGCCUGUUCCAGUGCUUCACCAACUCUGUGUGAAAUAACUGCUCCUAAUAUCUAGCUUAAUCCUCCCCUGUCUCAGUUUAAAACCGCUCCCCCAUGUCCUAUCUCUAUCCGCCCUUGUAAACAGCCCUUUAUCCAAGAAAAAGAACAGCCUAGGGAUUUUGUUUGAUUGAUUGUUUUAUUGUGGGUGUUUAAUUGGUUGUUUUUGUUUUGUUUUGUAGGAGCUCAUCCACAUCCUGCACACACUCCACUUGAACAUCAAGGGGAGCAGGGGGUAGUCUUGCAGAUGGAGUAAUGCAGGAAUUCCCACAGGAUCUUGAGGUGUAUCCAGUUCAUCAUCUGAAACCUCUGCAACCAAACUGGAAGGGACUAGUCCUCUUGUGCCAUUUGUCAGCUCUCCCUACAACCAGGGAGAGAAACCAGCCAGCACAGGGCACAGCCAGAGCCAGACCAGGGGAGAAACACUCCUGCAGGCUUCUACCACACAGGACCCCGUUCAUCACCCCCAGGUGGCUUUGUUGCAUAAGGGCAAAGCUCACAACUCUCUGGGAACUGCAAGUGGUGGGAGCUGAGCAGCAUCACAGAGGUCUGCAAGUACCUUCUCUGCACGGCGCUGGAACAACUCUCCAUACCCCACUGAGUUCAGCCAUUUUCAGAGAGCCAUCUCUGGCUUCUUUUACACGUGCUCUGUGCCCACACGCUCAGAUUUGGCUGCUGACCAGUGUGCAAGGGCAGGCAGCAAGAGCCUGCAGGCACACAGUGACUCUGGUGAGUGACGCUGGAUGAGCGCGGCACAGAAAUUACCUGGCAUGCCAGUUGUUGGCCCUGCCUGCGUUCCACUGUCCGAGACUGGCAGUGUGGGACACUGUGGGACUAGCUGCCUUUCUGCAGUGCAUCCUGCUCAGUUUCUUGGUCAGUUCCUUUAGAAAGAAAGCAGGACAGCAGGAAUGGAUGUGAUGUGCUCUCAUCGGGAACUGAGCUACUCCAAUCCUGAGCUCAUGCAAAGUCUGCUGCUCCCAGCCCCCCACAUCCACUGUCACCCCCUCCGUUGCCCAAGGACAUUUGGGACCUCUCAGGAACUGGAGGAUGCUGACCCUCUCAUGCCUCCUCAGCUCCUCUGCAAGGCCCUCACACCUUGUGUUGUGAGCAUCACCAACCAUCACAGCCAGCUAUCUGAAAUUCAGGCUCCAGCACAAGCACCUUCAGAAUCAGCAUCUCCAGCCCAUGGCUUUCACUGUCUGCCACAUCUCCAAGGCAGUUUCUCCCUCUGGGGAAGUGAGCAGUGCCCCCAUAGACUUUUCUGUCUCAGGAGCGGAUGAGGACGAAGGUGAAACUCUCCUGGGGUUGUUUGUUUACGAUGUGGACGGAGAGAUCGCCCACACCUUCCACGUGCAGGAGGAGCCCCGCAAAGCCUUCGGCCGUGUCAGUUUGGAGGCGCGGAGCAACUGAGGAAACGCAGAACGCACCUGCGUGUGCCGAGCAGAAAUUCACGGCAAUUCGUAAAAGACAGCAGAGAUUUUUAGUAGCAAUAUUGAAAAUAAAAGGUCGGUUACUUUCUGCCCGCGCUGAGGGCGGUUACUGGAGCGGCUCGUUGGGGCCGGGCAAGGGAGGAGCUGCGGGGCUGACUGAGGCGAGAUGCGCGGGGUCGUGUGACGUCAUCACUCCGCGCCGCGAGACGGAAGCGGCCGUGCGGAAGUGGUGCGGCGCAGCACUGUGACGUCAUCACUCCGCGCCGCGAGACUGAGGCGGCCGAGUGGAAGUGGUGCGGGGCCGCGCGCUGCUCCAGCGCCGCAGGGCAGCCCCGGGCUCUGAGCUCCGCUUCACCUUGUACAAGUGGGUGUUCGGGGGGGCACCGGGGCUGGGGCCGCUCUGCGUUGGCCCCGUGGGGCCUCUGUGGUGCUCAGGGCCUGUGCUCGGUGUGGGGAGGUGCGCUGUGUCCCCCACCCUCCCAAUCCAGGGUACAUCGCUGCCUCGUUCCCGUCCACGGUUCGGCCAGUCCCUCUUUCUGACCCUCAGGGUCACACUCUGCCCCCGAUCCUUCCCAACACUGACCUUUAGAGCCUCCCCCAACUCCAGUUCCCCCAUUCCUUUUCGACCCCUACCCCCCCCAGCUCCAGUUCCCCCAUUCCUUUUCGACCCCCCCCCCGCUUCCCCCCCAGUUCUCCAUUUUUACCCCCAGGGUCCCUUCCCCACCCUCACCUCAUCCCUCCCUCCUUAUUCCCCCAUUCUCAUCCUCUCCCCCCCUCCCAAUACCCCCCUCAGUUCCUCUUGCCUCAGAUCAGAUGACCACAACAUAGACACCUCCCUGUGAGGUACCUCACCACUGCUAAUUAGUGAGCCACUAAUGCUCACAUGUGGAGAUUAAGGAUAGGAAGGAGCUGUUCAGAUGCAAAUAUCUGGUGAAAUGUAGGCUGUUACUCCCAGAGUGUAGAAGGACGUUCCUUUGUCUAACAACACCUGCACUGGCAAUAGAUACCCACAUCUGGGACAACUGAAGCUGUCCCUGCUGUGCAUAAUGAGAGCAGCCUAUAAAGGGUUUUACCCGAACAAAUGGAGUCGUGUGCUACAGGAGCAUGACUAAGCUUAUUUCUUCUGCUUCAUCGCCUGUUUUCUAGAUCUUCCUUGACUGUAGUGGCUGUUGUAUCAUGGACAUUCCCGCGUGUCCUCAGCAGUUAUCAGCAAGCUUGUCCCAGCUUUUGUGUCUUCUUGCAGGACUUUAUUGGAUACAGCUAGUGAUAGAUGGAGAUAAAACGAGGGAUUCCUUUGCAAACUGUAUCCUUAGGUGUCCAGACGUGAAAGAGCCUAUGACUCACAUGCAGUACACCAUGGAAAAGAUUCUCUCAUUUUGGUCACUUGAGCUAUUAUAGGAUAACAUCAUUAACUGUUGUGUGGUCUUGAUCAGGCUGCUUACCAACUGCUUGAUCAAGGAGAGCAGGCAGAAGUCUUUUGUCAGCAAUCUGAGGUGUCUGCAGAUCAAUGAGCAGCUGCCCAUGGGAGCUGCAAUUGCCCUGGCAUUCUCUGGCCGAGCAGAACAACAGGCCACCAAGUUCAGCCAACUUCUUCACACAGCUGCUGGGGGGAAACACAGGUGAUGCUCAGCUGGGUCUCACAUGGCCGACAGGGAGCUGGUCAGGGCUGUGAUAGUCAGGGUCAGCUUUGGCUGCUUUCACCUGACAUGGACCUGAUACUUGCAGAGAAGUGUGAAGGCUCCAGCUGAUAGAGUUCCUUACAAGUAAAAGAGUAGACAGGGAUGGUGCAGGGCUACUGUUGUGUUAAUAAGCACAGGAGCAGAGAGGGCUGAUGUACCUCAUGGCUGCUUUGCCUCUAUCUUCACCAGCAAUGCUCCCUGGCUACUGUCACACCAGUCCUUUGUGCCAUAGUAACUGCAUUCCACCCUGAUUUUAUAUCCAUUUUCUUUCAGAGAAAGCCAGCACAACAUUCCCCUAUGAUCAGUACUCUUAAAUAAAGGAAAACAAUCUUUCUCUA